CGUAAACUUCACGUGCUGCUGUGCUCAUGUAUUUUGUCCUAACCUCAAAUAAGUGAUUAUUUAUUUUGAUAAUAAAUUCUGUUAAAUUAAAUGCCAACAUGGGUGAUAUAUUAAAAGAUGAUCGUUUCACAAAAUACCUUAAUGAUCCAAAGUAUCGUCAAAUUCCAAAACAUGAGAGAAAAGUGAAAAUCGACAAACGGUUUCAGUCCAUGUUUAAGGAUGAAAAAUUUAAAGUUAAAUACACGGUAGAUAAACGUGGACGGCCCGUUAAUGAAACAUCAACAGAGAAUCUGAGGAAAUACUAUGAAGUAGAUGAGUCUGAAGGAAGCAGCAGUUCAGAUGAAGAUCUCGAGGAGAAAACAGAAAAUAAAAAACAUGAUGACUCUGGUGACAACUCUACACCAGGCCGUUUUGUGAAACGACCACAGAGCGAUGACGAAAAAGAUGAGAAGGAGCCAACCUUUCUUAACGAUAAAUUAGUUCGCGGAAAACUAGAUAAAAAGGUUAAGAAUAGGUUGCUGGAUUUAGAUAUUGAUUAUGCACGUGGAGAAGGUGUCAUAUUGACGGACAGUUCAUCAGAUGAAGAAAGUAGUGCUGAGGAAGAGGAUAGUGACCUGGAACAUGAGUGGGGAGAGCUGGAUGCUGAUGCUGAGACUACAGACGAGUCUACUAAGAGAAUUGCCAUUUGCAAUAUGGACUGGGAUAACAUAAAAGCAACAGACCUCAUGGUGUUACUUAAUUCUUUUUUACCAGUUGGUGGUGUAAUCAAGAAAAUUACAAUUUACCCAUCAGAAUAUGGACUAGAACGAAUGAAAGAGGAGGAAGUACGAGGUCCUAUUGAAUUAACAGAAGAUAAACUUGAUGAUUCAUCUGGAGAGGGCAAUGAAGGAUCGUCAUAUCAUAUGGAAAAACUUCGUCGAUAUCAGCUAAAUAGACUCAAAUAUUUCUAUGCUGUGGUAGAAUGCGACUCGGUAUCUACCGCUGACAAGUUGUAUAGCGAAUGUGACGGUAUGGAGUAUGAGAGCAGCGCUACCCGCCUCGAUAUGAGGUUCAUUCCCGAUGAUGUAACAUUCGAUCAGGAGCCUCGCGAGGAGUGCACGAAACUUCCAGACUUAACGAAAUACAAACCUCGUUUGUUUACAACUACUGCCCUCCAGCAAGCUAAAGUUGAGCUCACAUGGGACGCGACCAACCCAAACCGAACUGAAACCAUAAAAAGUGCACUAGAUGGCAAAAUUGAUGACCUGGAUCUAAAAGAUUACCUGGCAUCCAGCAGUGAAAGUGAAGAGGAAAAUCAAGUAGAAGAUGAAGCAAAGUCAGACCAAGAUGAUGAAGAUCCAAUACUAAAAUACAAGAAACUGCUUGAAGACAUUGAGAAAAAGGACGAAAAGAAGAGCAACAAAGACAUGGAAAUGGAAAUAAGCUGGGGAAUCGGUAUCAAAGAUAAAGCAGAAGAGUUGGUUAAGAAAAAGAUGAAUUCAGAGACCAAAAAUUUAACUCCAUUCGAAAAGUUGGUACAAAAACGCAAAGAAAAGAAGAAGCUAAAAAAAUUGAAAAAUAAAGAGAAGAAAGACGCAAAAGAGGAUGAAGAUUCUGAUUCUGAUGGUGGCAGCAUGUCAGAUGACGUACCUUCCGACGUCGAUAUGAAUGAUCCAUAUUUUGCUGAAGAAUUCAACAAGCCAGAAUUCAAAAAGCCUAAAUCUGAGAGCAAGACUAAGAAGCAAAAGAAAGCCGAUGAUGACAGUGACGUAGAUCCAGAAGAUGAAAAGAAGAGAGCUGAAUUAGAGUUACUUCUGGCUGAUGACGAUGGAAAAGCGCACUUCAGUUUGAAGAAAAUUCAAGAGUCGGAGUCUAGCAAAAAGUCCAGAAGGAAAAAGAAAUUAAAAGAGAAAAUGAAUGAACAAAAACAAAGCCUUCCAGAAUUUGAGAUAAAUGUAAAUGAUGACCGGUUUUCAGCAUUGUAUAAUUCACAUCACUAUAAUAUUGACCCAAGUGAUCCUAAUUUCAAGAAAACAAAGAAUAUGGAAAAGCUUAUUCAAGAGAAGUUAAAGCGCAGACCAGCAGACACACCCCCUGAGGCUCAACCUUCUAAAAAAUCUAAAGAAGAUGUUGAACUAAGUAUUUUAGUGAAAAAUGUUAAAAGAAAAACAAAAGAUGCAUUAAAGAAAUAAAAGCGCAA
This is a messenger RNA of Helicoverpa armigera (cotton bollworm), 2179 nucleotides long. RefSeq names its product ESF1 homolog. The record is from RefSeq and is a predicted model, not a curated record. The transcript is spliced from 8 exons. Gene Ontology annotation, molecular function: RNA binding. Gene Ontology annotation, cellular component: nucleus. Lineage: Eukaryota; Metazoa; Arthropoda; Insecta; Lepidoptera; Noctuidae. Gene Ontology annotation, biological process: rRNA processing. Bases 99 to 2171 code for a protein of 690 amino acids.